Cutaneotrichosporon oleaginosum is the source of this 724-nucleotide messenger RNA. RefSeq lists its product as uncharacterized. Gene Ontology annotation, molecular function: protein heterodimerization activity; transcription coactivator activity. Gene Ontology annotation, cellular component: nucleus; transcription factor TFIID complex. Gene Ontology annotation, biological process: transcription initiation at RNA polymerase II promoter; RNA polymerase II preinitiation complex assembly. The record is from RefSeq and is a predicted model, not a curated record. NCBI's taxonomy places the organism in Eukaryota, Fungi, Basidiomycota, Tremellomycetes, Trichosporonales, Trichosporonaceae.
UCCAUCCACCAUGGCGCUUGCCCUCCCAUCCGGCGCGGCCGCGCUCGCCGUGCCAGUAACCGCAAGCAACAGUCCGCGCAAGGAGAAGAAGCGGAAGCGCAAGGAAAAGAAGGAUAAGAAGGAGGAUAAGGAGAAGGAGUACGACAGCGAGGCUGAGCUCGAGGUCUCGGCGGAGGAUCUGGUCGCUGCUGAAGGCGAGGCCGCGCGCAAGGAGGGUGAGGGGGAGGAGGACGAGGACGACGAGCCCGCCGGACAGGUCGGUGUCGACGUCAAGCAGGCGGCGAAGCGGCGGCGUGACGAGACAUUAUUGCUCCGCGGCGUCCUCGACGAGGAGCAGGCGCGGCGGUAUGAUGCGUUCCGCGGCACCGUCCUCCCGCGUGGCGCUGUCAACAAGCUCAACCGCGACAUGUUCGACCAGCACGUGCCGAAGAAUCUCGCGCCGGUCCUCGCCGGUCUGCUCAAGAUCUUCGUCGCUGACGUUGUCGAGACCGCCCGCGAGCUCCAGCCGCACACGGCACACCCGACAGGCCCGCUGCAGCCUUACCACCUGCAGAUGGCGCGGGUGCGGCUGCAGGAACAAGGGUUGAUGGGCGCGCCGCGAGGAACAGGAGCAGAACGCUCGUCGACCGGCCUGCGGCCCCGCAAGCCGCUGUUCCGACGCUGAGUCAUGAUUGUACUGUAUAUAAGAUUGUAUCCAUGCUGCUACAGAUGAUUAAACUACGCG